GCUGAACAGACUAUGGAACAGACGGAGCCGUUGGUUACAUAAGCCACGCCCUCUGGAUACCUCUUCAGGAAUCUUGGGCCGCGUCCAGAAGCACAUUGUAGUGCACUAAAGAGUGUGUUCUGUGUUCUAACGUCUUCCGUUAGCUCUCGGUCCUACACCGGAAACGCAGGAUGGAGCCUGACGAUCAUCAUGUUUAAAGUUAAAGGCUUUAUGUAGCUACACACACACACACUACAGCUACACAACGGACUCACUCACUACUGGCAGAACCCGUUGUUAGGAGAUGACGCCCAGUUGACAUCCAGAGCUGGUUUUCUUCUGCACAAUGAGCGUCUCUGGACUCUAGUGCACCGCACCGGUCCCUUCAUUCCUCUAUACAGGUCACUUGGGGCGGGCAAUGAAGAAAACAGCGCAGAGGUCCAGGGAAGAGAUCACCGUUGAGCCACGCAUGGAGACUCAAGCGAACGGUCAUGCCAACGGUCAUGCCGCCGACAACGGGAUCAAGACCCUGCGAAAUGGCUUGGUCAACGGUUUUCAUAAGGAAGUGGUGCGAAUUCAAAUCCCCGGCCCACCAAGCGCUUCGUUCCCCACCGAGUGGGGCAAGACUGCCAUGGCAUUGUUGUAUGCCAUUUGCUGCUUCGUUUUAACCACGGUAAUGAUCUCCGUAGUUCACGAGCGUGUGCCUCCUAAGGAGGUGAGCCCUCCGUUGCCUGAUAAGUUCUUUGACUUUUUCGACCGUGUGGAGUGGGCUUUUAACAUCUGCGAGAUUAACGGGAUGAUUCUGGUCAUCUUAUGGAUCUUACAGUGGAGUCUCUUAAAACACAAGUCCAUUGUUGGUCGGAGGUUCCUUUUCAUUGUAGGGACGCUGUACCUGUACCGGUGUAUCACUAUGUACAUCACUACUCUACCUGUUCCAGGGAUGCACUUUAAGUGUUCAGCUAAGCUGCAUGGAGAGUGGCAGUCCCAGAUGUGGCGGGUGAUGAAGAUGCUCGCCGGCGGAGGUUUGUCCAUCACCGGCUCUCAUCACAUGUGCGGAGACUACCUGUACAGCGGCCACACGGUCAUGCUGACCCUCACCUAUCUCUUCAUCAAAGAGUACUCUCCGAGGCGCUUCUGGUACUAUCACUUGGGAUGUGGGACGCUGUGUGUCAUCGGCGUGUUCUGCAUUCUUCUGGCUCACGAUCACUACACCAUAGAUGUCGUCAUUGCCUACUUCAUCACAACACGCCUCUUCUGGUGGUACCACACCAUGGCUAACCAGUCAGAACUGAAGUCGGCGUCUCAGAGCAACUUCCUGUCACGCGUGUGGUGGUAUUGGGUUUUCCUGUAUCUAGAACGAAACGUGCAAGGCGUUGUUCCUCGCAGUUACCACAUCCCCUUCUCGUGGCGAUCGAUACAGUGGGGCACAGUGAAGUACACCAGGAUCGACUCGGACUAAUCGACGAGUCUCAGUCUGGAGAGAGAGAGAGAUAGAGACUCUAAAGACUUGCCUUAAGUGCCAGGCCAUGUGACAAGCCAAGCCAAGCCAAUCCCUUUAGCUUCUGAAGCAUUUCAUUCCUCACACACUGCCUGUGUUCCCUGAUGUUUCAGCCCUGAUGUGUUCUGGGAUGCGUGAGGUGAAGGUCACAGGGCCGGAGAGAUUAAUGAAUGCCUUUAGCACCUGCCAAAUGUGGCCGCUAUCGUAUCGUGGUCUUUAACCGAUUGGGUCGACGAUCUGUCUUCUGUUAUACUUGAACCUACAGUGGAGUGAACCAGAUACAGAUAUUUUCUACUUCCUUACAGACUGAGCCAGUUCACCACGUUUAUACGACAGAGCACGAGCUAAAUACGACCCGCUGUAAAAGUGGCCCUUUAACUAAAAAUCCUGCAGUUUAUUCUUUUUUUCUUUUUUCUUCCCACAAAACGUCUCACAGGGAAGGAGACGUUUAAAGAGAAGUGCAGUUUUGUAGCUAUCCACUCUAACAGGAUAACGUCUGCUUUCUAUAAGAAUAGAUUUAUUUUUCAGAAUAAAUCCCUCACCUUUUUUUACAUGUAGAGCAAAAGGACACAAAAGACUUGUAUGUUUCUGGUGAUAAAACCUUCCUCAGUGCCUUAAAUGCCAGGAUUGUACAGCGAUCCUGUAGAGUGUUUUUUUUGUUGUCGUUUUGUUUAAACUUGUGGUACAUUCAUGUGAAGACCCUAUAAUGUAAAUGGAGGCAGAAAUAUCCAGUGUUUAAACGCCGGACCAAUCGACUGCCUCGUAUAACAUUCAGGUCGGAGAUAUUUAGCUCUUGCUGGUAGAAAUUGAAGGUAAACGUAAAGAUGUUAGUAUUAAUACGAUAAUAAUCAUAUUUAUUGGAAUUUAUUCGGAACCGCUGCUGUUGUAGCUUGUAGGUCCUACUUACGUUGUUUGUUUAGAUCUCGAAUUGACGUUCAGUUGUUCCUAGACGUGUAGUUAAUAAGAAAAGUAAUAAGAAAAAUAUCUAUGAAAAUAAAUAUAUAUAUAUUUUCUUUACUUCUCCUCUUUUUUUACCAGCAAAGCGUAUUUGGUUUUUAAGAAACUCCCAAAACUUUUCCGCCAAAAAUGACCAUAAUCAGUUUUGUUGUUACUUGUCGUCGUGUAUUAAACUUAUUUAUUAUCUUAUCUUAAGUAUUCCGCUCAAACAGAACACGGGAACACAUUUCAUAACGUCCUGUUAUUUUUGUCUGCUGUCGGUUCUGUUUGAGUUCCCAGUUGUAAGACAGGAGAAGGUGUUUUGAUGCCUGCGAACGUGUUCCGUCAUGUCCGACGAGGUUGAUGAGCAGGAUCGUCCUGAAAACAGUGAGCUGUUCUGUGUAACACAUGAUGAGUAAAAGCUGCUAACUCGUAACCUUUUUUUUUUUUUUUUUUU
Messenger RNA from Tachysurus vachellii, 2870 nucleotides. It is a transcript of the gene sgms1b, whose product is annotated as sphingomyelin synthase 1b. Gene Ontology annotation, cellular component: Golgi membrane; endoplasmic reticulum membrane. The record is from RefSeq and is a predicted model, not a curated record. Bases 398 to 1438 code for a protein of 346 amino acids. Gene Ontology annotation, biological process: ceramide biosynthetic process; sphingomyelin biosynthetic process. Lineage: Eukaryota; Metazoa; Chordata; Actinopteri; Siluriformes; Bagridae. The transcript is spliced from 6 exons. Gene Ontology annotation, molecular function: sphingomyelin synthase activity; ceramide cholinephosphotransferase activity.